AUGCCAGCCGGUUCCAAUACUGAAGGUAUUAACAAUUUGGAGCUCGAAAGCUUAAAAUGCUCGGAUGUCCGUUGGUUUUUCAAGAAUCGAGAAGGCGAAUCAGAAGCAUUCAAUGGAAAUGACAGUUUGAUACUAGAAAUAAUGUACCGAUUUGCAAAUGGAAAGAAUUUGGACCCAGAAGCUCUAUCAAUUUAUGACAAAUACCUCAGCAAGUUUUAUUUUCAAAAAAAAAAAGAAUCUUCUGGAACUUCGAAUGACCAGGAAUUCAAACUUCCUCCACUGAUUCUGAAUCAUUUGUAUGAAAUUUCUGAAGACUUGAAGACUAUUUCUCCAGUUUUCUGGAGUGGAACACCAAUUUCCAUCGAAAGAGUGGUCUAUGUGACACUCGAUGAUAAGAUGAUCGAACGGAAAUUACAAAGGAAGCUUGAAAUGAGACAAGAGAAGGUUCAGGUUGCCAACUAUCCACACGAAGAGAUAAUCAAAAUCCGAAGAGGAUCAAAGAAAAGAUCGGUCCAAGUGACUUGGCGCUCUAGAAAUCAGUUGACGAUCCAGAGAGAGGGUGACAAAAGAACGACUGUUUUAAAACACUAUCGAGAGAAAGCUACCUGGAAUGAAAAUCAUUCGAAAGUGGAUCACUUGGUUUUUGUGGUUCAUGGGAUAUGGAAUAAUGGAAACGUUCAAAGUGUUGUGGACGGUGCACAGGGACUGAACAAAGGUGUGAAUAGUCACACUGCAAAUCAAAGCUGUAUUGUUUUUAUGCCAAUUCACUGGAGAACCAAUCUAUAUGUAGACACGGAAAGUCACAAAUGUCCAUCCGUCAAUUGGGUGAACAUCGAGAAUUGCACCAAAGACUUGAAGAUGUAUAAUUGCAAACAGUGCGGACCGAUGGUCAAACAAAAAGUGAUCGACGAGAUCAAUCGCCUCUACACCAAAUUCCUAUGUUAUCAUCGGCAAUUUAAUGGACGUAUUUCCCUAUUUGGGCAUUCUUUGGGAUCUGUCAUUUGUUACGAUAUUCUUUCUGAAAAAUCGUUGACGGAUCAGCUGAAGUUCGAAAAAUCUGUAGAUAAGUUGUUCGUCGUCGGGUCUCCACUUUGGCGCUAUUUAAAGCGUCGUGGCGAGGCAGCAUUGGAAAAAUUCAGAGAGACUGCGGAGCAUCUUCCAAUCUACAAUAUCUAUCAUCCAAACGAUCCAGUAUCUGGUAGACUUGAAGAAGUCUUGGACCCAUUUUAUAAGGACACAUCUCCUAUCGGAAUACCCAAAAGUACCGAAAGAGAUAUCUGGAAUUGUAUUAUAAUGGGAUGGUCACAAGAACGCGAGAUUCGGUUCAAUAAAAACAUGCUCCAAGCGAUAGGCGAAACAGGACACGACUUGCUGCUCAUUGCUCAUACAAUUUACUGGACCCAUAAAAACGUUUUCAAGACGUUGGACUACAUUUUCAGACAGGAAAAUCGGCCUCAAGUGGACCCCAAAAUGCCAGAAACUCCGGUGAAUCAGGCAGAAGAGACUGGAAUGGAAAUUUUGAAAGUUCCGGGAAAUAAGUGGGUUCAAGAAAGUGAGAUCGUCUCUGUGGAAAGUUCGGAUAGUGAGGAAUGUGGGGACGGUGAGGAAAGUUCGGACAGUGAGGAUAGUGAGGAUGAUGAGUUUCGAGAAACUGAGAGUGUUUCGAGAAACGUGCCAAGAAUGCCAAUCAGUUCUAAUGAUGAUAAUAUCGAGCGUCCAGAUCCUCCAGUCGAACCAGCGACCGAAGGUAUUAGCAAUUUGGUCAUCGCUGAAGGUGCUCCUGUUUCGAGAACGUGCCAAGAAUGCCAAUCGAUUCUAAUAAUGAUAAUAUCGAGCGUCCAGACCCUCCAGUCGAACCAGCGUAUUAGCAAUUUGGUCAUCGCUGAAGGUGCUCCAUUUCAUUUGAAGCUCAAAAACUUGAAAUGCUCAGAGGUCCGUUGGUUUUUCAAGAGUCGAAUGGGCAAAUUGGUGGCAUUCAAUGGAAAUGACAGUUUGAUACUAGAAAUAAUGUAUCGAUUUGCAAAUGGACAAAGUUUGGACACAGAUGCUCAAUUGAUUCAUGAUAAAUACCUCAACGAGUUUUAUUUCCGAAAAAAGGAAUCUUCUGGAACUCCGAAUGACGCGCAACAACCAAAACCUCCUCCACUGAUUCUCAAUCAUUUAUAUAAAGCUUCUGAUGAUUUGAAGACUAUUUCUCCAGCUUUCUGGAAGGGAGAACCAAUUUCCAUUGAGAGAGGAGCCUACUUGACACUUACCGAUGAGAUUAUCGAGCAGAAAUUGGCAAUGGUACUUCAAGAGCUACAAGAUGAGGUUCGGGUUGGCACGUACCCACACGAAGAGAACAUCGAGAUCGAAACUGAAUCAGGCAGCAUAGAGAAGGUCCAUGUGGUUUGGUGCUCUCCAACUUAUUUGGUGACUCAUAGGGAGGAUGGCAAGACGAGGACACUUAUCAAGAUCAAAGAAAAAGUAAUCGAAGAGUUCAAUAGUCUCUACGACAAAUUCAGUUCUUAUCAUAAGGAUUUCAAAGGAUGUGUUUCUUUAUUUGGACAUUCUUUGGGAUCUGUCAUUUGUUACGAUAUUCUUACUGAAAAACCAAAACUGGAUUCAAAAAAAGACACAAAAAAGAAACCCAAAGUCAAACUGCCGAAACUCGAUAAAUCCGUCGACAAGUUGUUCACCGUCGGGUCUCCCCUCUGGUUCUUUUUUGAGAUGGCCGGCGAAUGGAACUACUUGCAUUCUCAUACAAUUUAUUGGAGACAUGACAGCGUUUUUCGACUUUUAGACUUCAUUUUCACACAAGAAAAAAGGUCUCAAGUGGAAAUCAAAAAUCCGGAAAAUGAAGAAAGUCAGGAGGAAAAUCAGGUCAAAAUUGGAUCGGAAAAUUUGGGAAACAAUGAAGGAGACCAACCAACUACAUCUGAUCCCAGAAAAGGCCAAAUCGAAAAAACUGAAAAUCAAGCUGAAACUCAAAAAGUGACUUCUGGAAAAAAAAGUGACUUCUGGAAAAACUUCCGAAAAUUCCGAAAAUUCUGA
Molecule: messenger RNA, 3033 nt
Organism: Caenorhabditis briggsae
Lineage: Eukaryota; Metazoa; Nematoda; Chromadorea; Rhabditida; Rhabditidae
Exons: 18
Coding region: 1-3033 (1010 amino acids)
Cellular component (GO): cytoplasm
Molecular function (GO): metal ion binding; glycerophospholipase activity
Source: RefSeq, a predicted model, not a curated record